AUGACAAAUGAUAGUUCAAAUUCACAAUUGCUACACAAGCAGUCAGAUAAAUUGAGCGAACUCAAUUCAUCAACUUUAAGCUCAACAGUUUCAGGUGACAGUAAUUCUGAGGCUGAACAUGAACACACAUCUCAAAGUGACUGUGUUCUCAGCAAAACUACAUCAAAACAAAUUGAAGUGGUGCCUACUAAAUCUGAAGAGAGAAAAAGAAUAAGAUGCAAAGCUUGCAAUGAAAAUUCGGAUGUUGUUAAAAGGUUUUUCUACAGAGGUCGAAUUCCCCCCAUCUGCACAGGAACAGAAGCCCGUACUGGAACAAUAGCCACCCAUCUCAGAAGCGAAACUCAUAAAGAGUCUGUUAAGUUAAAUAGAAUCAAGGGGUUAUCUUCGUCUGAAAAAAAUACAAGCAAUACCCUUAUUCAAGAUAGCAAAUGCACAAACACACCUUCUCGCCAAUCGAAUCGGUAAAUUGAUAAUUCAGGUGUAUAACCAUGCAAAAAAUUUGUCAAUUUUCACCUUUUCUUGGCCAUCAAGAGUCGUAACUAGUGAAAUUGCUCACACUUUCGAUUAUAACAAUCCUUUUGAAGAGUAUGACGCAUCAGUAUUUGAUUUACAAUACGUCACACCAGCAAGUCAUCAGCAACUUUUGAAAAUUAUCGUGCUGGCCGACUUACCAAGAUUUAAAGAAGAAAUUGAUGAUUGUCUGGCAGCGUCCUUCUGUUGUGAUGCUUCAAUGGAUUGUACUAAAAAAGAUAACGAGUUCAUGUUGUUAUAG
Paramuricea clavata is the source of this 772-nucleotide messenger RNA. NCBI's taxonomy places the organism in Eukaryota, Metazoa, Cnidaria, Anthozoa, Malacalcyonacea, Plexauridae. The record is from the annotation of a GenBank genome assembly.